AUGUACGUGGACGAGGCCUACAACACGAUUCAACAAGAGGCACCGUAUGUCCUCGCUCCGCUUUCGCUCGGCAUGUACAACAAUAUCAGCUACAGGCAGCAUCACGGCAACGCUCUGGUGACUUACAACGCUACUGGUAUUGACCACGAAUCGAUCAACCGUGUUGCUGGUCUUGCGGCGGUCUUGUCACCUGGAAGCCUGUUGAAAACAACCCGCAACCUUGCUGCUCUUGUAUUGGCCCCCCUCAACGGCUACUAUGCAGUGCUCGCUCAAAACAUCGGCGAGCCGUCCAAAUAUCAUCUAUCCCAUCACAAGCACGCCGUGGUCACAGCCAGAGCUCACUACCUCGACCGUCGACAGUCCACUCUACCAGCUAUCCUGCCUGCGGAUCUCGUCACACAACAGCCGCUUGAUGAAUGGCUUGCAAAUAAUGACGUCUCACACGCAUCCAACAGGCAAAAGGAAGCGAUACGAGCCUACUACAACAGCGCAGUCCAGCUAAUUCACCAGAACGAGCUCAUCCGCGUCGAGCUCGACGUCACGGCCUUGGGCAUAAUGCAUAAAAAGAACAAGCGGAUCCUCCGCAGCUUCCUUGAUCAGAUCGCACGUCGCGCUUUGUAUGACGUUCCGCUCCCAGUCCACAUCCAAGUCAUCUUCAAAGGAUAUAUGCACGAAUACAUGGAUUUCAACAAUCUACUGAUAACCUCUCAUCUGGAUGAACAAGAGGACGGCCACUACGCGCACUGUUUCGAAGGAACCCACUACGACUGUAUUCGUCGCAAGCGUCAUUGGUUCGGGGGUUACCAAGUACACACUGCUGUGCGCCACAGUGACCGUCUACAUGUCACUUUCUUGGGCCUUUGA
This is a messenger RNA of Alternaria viburni, 864 nucleotides long. RefSeq lists its product as uncharacterized. The record is from RefSeq and is a predicted model, not a curated record. NCBI's taxonomy places the organism in Eukaryota, Fungi, Ascomycota, Dothideomycetes, Pleosporales, Pleosporaceae. The transcript is spliced from 2 exons. Bases 1 to 864 code for a protein of 287 amino acids.